This is a messenger RNA of Nilaparvata lugens (brown planthopper), 6952 nucleotides long. RefSeq names its product ecdysone-induced protein 78C (gene Eip78C). The coding region runs from base 119 to 1765 and encodes 548 amino acids. Lineage: Eukaryota; Metazoa; Arthropoda; Insecta; Hemiptera; Delphacidae. Gene Ontology annotation, biological process: regulation of DNA-templated transcription. Gene Ontology annotation, molecular function: zinc ion binding; nuclear receptor activity; sequence-specific DNA binding. The transcript is spliced from 9 exons. The record is from RefSeq and is a predicted model, not a curated record.
CCGCGCGACGGGCCCCGGACUGCAGAGGAUAGGUUCGUUUUGCGGUGGCCCCCUAGCCCUUAGUAGGUGCCCCUAGCCCCUAGUCGGUGCCCCUUGCCCUUAAACCCGAGGAUGGGCCAUGGAUGUGUUCAAGGUAGACUCACGCUCUCUCACGGCCGGGCUCGUCCGGGACCCGGAAAAACUGAGUCCGCCUCUCGACGUGUCGUUCGACGCCGGAUCAGAGUUCAACCUCAGCUUCUUCGAUUCGAAUCCGGACGACCCACCCCCGACCGCCUUCAGCGACCCCGGAUCGGUCGGAUCGACUUCGGCUUCGCCGCCUCCACCCGCCUCCAUAGCACCACAGGCUGUUGCCGCCCCCACACCUGUUAUCAAGCAAGAGCAACAGUAUGCAGCUGCCGACUCGAACAGUUCCACGCCAACCAAGUCGUUUGUGGCCUGCAAGGUCUGCGGCGACAAGGCGUCCGGAUAUCACUACGGUGUCACCUCCUGCGAAGGCUGUAAGGGCUUCUUCAGGAGGAGCAUUCAGAAGCAGAUAGAAUACCGAUGCCUGCGGGAUGGAAAGUGCCUCGUCAUCAGAUUGAACCGCAACCGAUGUCAGUAUUGCCGGUUCAAGAAAUGUCUCGCCGUCGGCAUGUCAAGGGACUCUGUACGGUACGGACGCGUGCCGAAACGGUCCCGUGAACGACCCGGAGGCGUGGAGGAGACGAGCAGCAACAGCCAGGGAGCGACGCGAGUCUCAACCACCAGUAGCAGCCAACCGUCACCCGGAGGAGGGGAGGUGCCUCCCUCCCCGCUCGCCCCCACCACCACCACCACAGUGGUCGUCACCAGUGGAGGAGGCGCGGCGAUGGGCGUGGCCAGGGUUGUCGCCAGUGGAGGGGGCGUGGCCAGCGUGGUGGUGGGGGGCGAGUGGGAGCCCUCAUUGGCCGCCUAUGAUGUAAUUCUCAGCGUGGCGCAAGCACAUCACGCAAACUGCGAGUACACCGAGGAGCAGACCAGGAGUCUCAUACGGAGGCCUCUGUCGUCGCCGCCGUCGGAGCAGUGUUCAUCGCCGGAGGUGGCCUCGUCGACGCUGGAGAGUGCAGAGGAGGAACGCAUUUGGCUGUGGCAGCAGUUGGCUCUCCAUGUAACACCCACUGUGCAGAGGAUAGUCGAGUUCGCCAAACGUGUGCCAGGUUUCUGCGAGCUGAGCCAAGACGAUCAGCUGAUCCUUAUCAAGGUGGGCUUCUUCGAGCUGUGGUUGGUACACGUGGCUAGGCUCACCACCGACUCUGACCUCACCUUCGCCGACGGCACCUACGUCACUCGCCAACAGCUAGAACUCGUCUACGAUGCUGAAUUUGUGUCUGUGCUGUGGCACUUUGUGGGCUGGCUGAACGGACUGGCGCUGGGUGACACCGAACUGGGUCUGUUCUCGGCCAUAGUGCUGCUCUCGCCCGACCGCGCAGGCGUCACCGACAUCAAGGCCAUCCAACACCAUCAGGACAGGCUCAUCGACGCGCUCAAGCUACAGGUGAGCAGAAGCCAGCAACCACUGCAGUCACCGGGGGCCGGCGACAACAGCAGCAGCAGCAGCCCAGGGGCGGUGGCAGACUCGGGGGCAGUGGUGGCCAGCAUGCUUGCCAAGCUGCCCUCACUGCGCAGUUUAGGCGCCAAGCACAGUGUGCACCUGGACUGGUUCCGCCUCAACUGGAACAAACUGAGGUUGCCGCCUCUCUUCGCUGAGAUCUUCGACAUACCAAAGUGUGAGGAGGAUCUACAGUGAAAUACAAGGUACUUAGGGUUGAACGCUUCUACAACCAGACAACUACUCAGCGCGACUGACUGGGAAAUGAAUGCAAGAGAGAGAGAAAAGAAAGGUAGAUCGUUUUAGAGUGAAAGCGAGAAUGAUCGUAUGGAAGGAAAUGUAAACGCUCACUACAAACUAAAAUAAAAGCAAACAUAUCAUUUUAAAGCAAGGCGUCCGACUCGAUCGAUAUAUUAAGCCUACUGCGUAUUAUAUUGUAAACUUCGACUUGUUUUAAUAAAUAUAUUAAGAAAUAAUAUAUACAUACUCGAAAAAUUAAAAAUAGUAACUAACAAACGUUGUAAAUACUGUCAUUAACUUAAUGGUGAUGACUAUAAUUAAAAUAAAAACUCGAUGCUAGCUAAGAAUGUGAGAAAUUUUAAGGAGGUAGAUAACUAUUGUUUAGUUAAUUUGUUGUUGAUGCUUUAUUAGUUUAUUAUAUACUAUCAAUCAUUUUCACAUUGUUCAUUAAUCAACACUGCAUAGUUGAAUGAGAAAUGGAAGGUUAGGUUGGUUUUAGUUCUCCUCAUCAUCAUCAAAUUGCAAGAUAAGCCAAGAUGGAACACUGAACCAGUUUACAAGUAUCUCUUGUAGAUGGCUGUAAUCAAUAAAGACGACACCACAUUAGGCGUUUUUUCUUAUAGAACAAAAAGCUCUCUGAUUGGCUGGACAGGAAUCUCUCUCGAGACGUUAGCCAAUCGGAGAGCUUCCUGUCCUGUCGUGCCGACUGAAAAAACGCCUAAUGUUGUCUCGCCCCAAAGGUCAGACCAUAUUAAGAGUUUUUUCAGACGUGUUUAGAUUCGGCUAGGAAGCUCUCCGAUUGGCUGAUUUGGUUGUCGUCUCAAAAAACGCUUCAUGUGGUCUGGCCCUAAAUAUGAUGAAUGAAGACGAUAACAAACCUAACCUAACAUGUGUAGCAAAAGCUGUAGAUCUUUAAAGCAUAUUAUAUAUUAUGCUGUGAUAAAACAUUCUGCUCUCUUCAUAUCAAGAGCUUGGAGUAAUUUUACUUUGAUGUAUUAUAAUGGAGUAGAAACUGAUAUACAAAUUUAACUGUUUCCAAUAUUCAUCAUAGUUAACCGUUAUGGUUAUUAUCAUGAUACGUAAGGGUAUGCAUAACGGUAUUAUUUCCAUUGUUACGAAAUUAACAAUUACGAUAUUAUAUGAAAUUCCAUCACAGAAUGUGUUCAAGACUAAAAAUUAAAAUCUUGUAGUAGUUGUAAAAAUGUUAAGCGAAGAGUUGAGGUUAGUUGUAGUUUGUACCGCCAGGUGCGCUCGAGCCGAGUCGCUUGUCGCACUGCUCACGAGAUUGGUUGUGAAGAGACGGUCGCCAUUUUCAAAGAUGGCCGCUCAAAGCUGGUCAAAAUAAGAAAUUAUCUUCUAGGUUCUUGUAGUCUAAUCUUCUAGGCUAGGUUUUGUAAACCCUUGUAGGAUACUACUUAUAUUUUGUUAUCAAUGUGUGUGGACUGAUAUUCUUUAAUUGAGAAAAAAACUGAUGUUUUGAAAUUCAUGUUCAUUCCAUGAGCACUUGAUUAUAACUAUGUUGAAGUUUAAGGCUAGGUUGCAAAAAAGCCGGUUACAUUUUAACCGUGAUUAAUUCCACGAGAACCAAUCAGAGAAGCCUUCUUAUCAAAAAUACCUUCUCUAAUUGUUCUUGUGAAAUUAAUCAGGGUUAAAAUUUAACGGGCUUUUGUGCAACCGGGCCUGAGAGUUUGAAGAACAAAUCAUGGUUCCAAAAUAAAUGCAAUGAAACCCUUCAAUAGCUUUAUAUCUUGAUACCUUUGGAUUUACACCUUAGUUUUGGUAUGAACCGAAUUUAAUUUGGUCCAGUAUAACGUUUGCAAUAACUUUCAUUACUAUCAAGUGACAAAAUUCAUUUGAUAUACAGCGUGGCCGAAAAGUCGCUUCACAUAAUAAAAAUUAGGUUUCAUUACAUCAUUGUAUCACCCACUCUGUGAACUUAUAAUAAUAGCUUUUGGGAUAAUUAUUUCAAAAGUAGUAGGAUAUUUCAAGUUUUUGUAAUAUUGAUAUUUAACCAUAAAAAAUAAAUUGGAAUUAGAGUAAAUCAGUCCACAUCGCCCUCUAUUACAUUCUAUCGACUGUUCUGUCUCAAUAAGCAAUCUUUUUAUCUACUUAAAUAGAAUUCUAUCAUUGUUAAUUGAUUUCAUUGUGAUUAUAUUAUUGUUGUUAUAAUGAUUAUUGUAUAGUGUAUGUACAAUCAUGAACAUUCCAUUUUGAAUCAGCUGUUAUAUCAAAGUUCAAAUGUUUAUAGUGCUUUCAAAGUUAAGUGAAUGUUUAGAAAUUAAUGUUAGCCUACAUUUUCUUGAGUUGAGGAUGGGGUUUGUUUGAGGAAGGAUGUUCUUGUUCGAAAGUCUAAUUUCGUAGAAUACUGGUGAGAAAGGUAACUGUUUCAAAUAUAUAUAUUGCUGUUUAAAAGUCAAAUUACGUAAAAUUCUACUGAGAAAUAAUAUUGCAGAACCCCAGAAAACUGGUUCUAAUAUUGUACAGUAUUGUAUCUAAAAAAUGAGAUAUAAUUAACAAGAAUGACAAUCAAGUAAAUUGCUGUCAGAUUUAAAUACAAUAAUAUUAUUUAUACAUAUUAGAUCUAAAGUUAUUAGCUUUUCAAAAUUAUUGAUUACAGAAUUAAGUCAAUGAAAUUGAUGAUGAUUAAGGUUUACAUUACUUUUCUAAACACUAACUCCCUUUAUCUUUAUAUUAAAAGUGAUUUUUUAAAAUUACUGUAUGAAUAAAUUUGACUUAUUCGACAAGAAUAUACUUCCAAAAAUGAACUCUAAAUAGUUAACUUCACACAAUCUUAGACAAGGUACUUAAAAAUCAAACUCUACUUAGUUUUUUAUCCAACUUAUUGGACUUAUGAACUUAUUGUGAUUGAACAUACUAAACUAAGUAAGUACUUAGCACUUACUUAGAAGAUCGUACUUACUAAAAUAAGUAGUAAAUUAAAAAAAACAGGGAUGCUAAGAAUUUGAUACUUUCUUGUCUAAUUUAUUGGUUUAGUCAUAUUUUGUAAUUAUAAUAGUGUAAAUUAAUUUAGUUUAUUGGAAUUCUAUUAUUUAUAUUGUAAAUUUCACUUAUGUUGAUGCGAAUGCAUAGUGUAUACAUCAGCCUAUAUAAAUAGUUGUUUAGAUUUUUAUAACGUAUUCUUCAUAAUUAUGUUUCACAUUGUUAUUGUUUAUUCAUUGUUAAGUGAUAGUAUUAUGAUCAAUUUAGGAGAAUUUCAUGUGUAUAGAAUUCUUAUGGUGUAGCCUCCGAAGCGAAAUAAGUUAUUGUUUUAAAUAAUUAUUGUUUAUGCGAAGAAAUGUUAGGUAAAUGGUAUCCCUAAUUCUCUAUCCUACUAAUAGCGGUUACAGGCUUUAUUUUACUUAUAAAUGGUGGAGGAACCGAUCUUUUCAAGAUGUAAUAUUUAAUUAAUGAAUAGUAUUAAAUCAGUUGUGGUUCUUGAAUCAAGAAUUCGAACUGAUUAAGAUAAUAGAUUCAGUAAUUUUCCGACAUAGUUCAUUAUAAUCACGGAAUGAAUAUAAUCAAGUUCAUUGAAUGUUGAAACAACUGAAUCAGAGCAGUGUGUGAGUGUAGGUGCGUGUGUGAGUGUGUUUGUAUGAACAAUGUCAGCUUUAAACUAAAUAAUCUCUAGAAAUGCAUUCAAAGUACAGUACAACAUUUAGUUUAAACGCUCAGACAAGUGGAGCUCUACAAGUAUUAUAAAAUUAGCUUCUAUAAAACUAUACUAGAACUCUAGGAAGAUCUUAUUGGGUCUCGAAAAUAUAGCUGACUUCUAAACCAUUACCUUUUGCUUUUGAAAUGUAGUUGGACUACUUAGACUCUAUAAAACGUGCCAAAUGCACAGUAAAAUAAUAUUUUUUAUAAUAAAACUCAUAAACUUUGCCUACUCUACCAAGACUAUGCAGUUGGAAUAUCUAGCUUUUCCGUUAACUAAAAUAAUCAAAUUAUGAAAAAUUAGAGAAAUUUGAAACUAUCGUUUAUUUCUUUCAAAAAUAUCCUCUAGAAGAAAAGUUAUUUGCAAUUUAUCUUGAUGAAUUUGGAAAAAUGUGAAUUUACAGAACAGCCAACAUUUACAUCUUAUAUUGUGAUAAAUUACUUGAAGAUUCUGAUUAAUAGUGACUUAUGAUAGUUACUGUCAUUUAUCUAAAGUAUUACUCUAAUUCAUUCCAAUAGUAUUCAAAAUUCUAUUCCGAAAUAAUUUUACUUGAAAAUAUUCGCUGAAUGACAAGUCCGAUGUUCUUUCUUAAUAAUUUAUAAAUAUUAUAUCAUUGAAAACUAUAUGAUUGAAAAAUUGUGUUGUACUGAAAUCUUUUCAUCAUUUAGAUGUACAUGCAUAGGUAAAACAAAUCAUUAAAUUCUAAAAAUUUGAAACUUAUUUUUGAGGUUGAGAAAGAAUUCUCUACUUGAAAAUGUGAUGAAGACAUUAGAUUUGAGUGGCUUUAAGUAGGUUUGGCAGUGAAAAUGGAAACUAGUUAUAACAAUAAAUUACUACAUAAGGGGAUAUGGAACAAGAAAGCAAUACGUGAAAAUUAAAUACUCUGUUAAAAUAAUUAAUAUGGCGGGUAUAUUGAAGCAUCAAUUAUAAAGACAAUCUAUUCAGAGCUGUACUAUUAUCACUAAUAGUGAAUAAUUCAAGCAAUAUCAAAAUAAAUAAAAGACAGGCCUAUGUAAUGUUUUUGUUAAUUUGUUGUGUGAUUAGUUUAUGAAUACUAUAAGACUAUCAACUCAUUUUAGAAUAUUGUUAUUCCAUGAUUAAUUAUCCCAUCAAGCAAUGAAAAAGUUUCAUAAUUAUUUUGGAUUUUCAGUGAUAAGUUCAAAAUUCGAUUUUGAAUUGAUACUACUAAAGCAAUACUAGAAUUCACAGCAAUAUAUAAUUUAAAUUCAAGAACGAAAGUAUGAGAGUAAAAUACUAAAUAUUCAAUUAAUAAACUGUUUUUAAUUGUAAAAUAUGAUAAGGAAAUUUCAAAUCAAUGAAGAAUGGUUGAUUUUCAUUUAAUUUGUUAUAGGGUCAUUGACUUACUUUAGCAAAUAAUAAUUCUUAGCUUAAUAUCUGAGUGAGAAUAUUAUUAUAAUUUGGAAUCAGCUAAAUUUUGUAAAUCCGUCCAAAUCAGUAAAUUGCGACUUGCAUUUUUUGAUCUCAUAUCAUUU